Messenger RNA from Bemisia tabaci, 1553 nucleotides. RefSeq names its product mitochondrial ribosomal protein L2 (gene mRpL2). The record is from RefSeq and is a predicted model, not a curated record. Gene Ontology annotation, cellular component: ribosome; mitochondrial large ribosomal subunit. Gene Ontology annotation, molecular function: structural constituent of ribosome; RNA binding. Lineage: Eukaryota; Metazoa; Arthropoda; Insecta; Hemiptera; Aleyrodidae. Gene Ontology annotation, biological process: mitochondrial translation.
AUUAGUGCACCAUUAUGCCCAGCAAUCGCGAUUAAAUGUAUUAGAGGAAGAACUAGUUAUUUGAAAAUUUUCUAUUAUAUAUGUAAUCCUUCUAGUGCUCAACUUUGGUUAAUUCAGAUGAAGGUAUAACCAUAUAAUUAACAGCUGACUGUUGAGUUAAGUCAAGUCCUGUGUCCCCUUUUACACUCGGGUAGUUCAUGUGUUAUUGCAAUUUUCAUUAAUCCUUUGCACUGAGUUACAAGAUCAGUGCUCUAAAAUGAAUCCGGUCGCCCAAACAUUAAGGUUGUUGCAGCCUAAAAUCUACAAUAGUCACGUUCAGCUGCCUCAGAUUUUAAACUUUAACAAAAUUGUAGUCACUUGCGUCCGCAACUGGAAUCACACCCAUUUAGAUCUUGCUGAUAAACAUCGUCUGAAGAAGUCGAGGUAUUACAAAAGAGAGGUUCACUUCCCUGAAAAGUAUACUGUCAAACCUAUACCGUAUACUAAUCUAGGAGGAAGAGAUCCAGAAACAGGUCGAGUUGUUGUGAAAGGGCUUGGUGGAGGAAUCAAACAUAAGUAUCAUUGGAUUGAUUGGUACCGCGUAGGACCCAAAGAUGACAGCCCUCCAACCAUUGAAAAGGUUCUUAAAAUCAUAAAAUCUGGACUCAGAACAGCAGAUAUUGCUCUUGUUGGUGUCGAAGGUAGACUGAAAUACAUUGUGGCCUCUGCAAACAUGAAAGCUGGUGAUCUCCUCAAAACUUCAAUGUUUAUUCCCAGAAUUCCAGUUGCUGCGGAGGAAGGCGAUGCUUACCCAAUAGGAGCUUUAACCCUAGGCACCGUCAUACACAAUUUAGAAAUGUAUCCUGAAAAAGGAGCCGCUUUCUGUAAAGCUGCAGGAUCAUUUGCCACCAUCACCCGUAAAAUCGGGGAUAGAGUGAUUGUGCAGUUACCCUCCAAACAUGAACUUUCUUUGGAUCCUCAUUGCAUGGCAACUGUGGGGCGCGUAUCAAACCUACAGCAUGCCUCUACAGAUUUAGGCACCAUAGGAUGGAGGGAAGCAGGUAACCGUCCAAGGUCGGGUCUAUGGCAAAGGAAAGGGGGUCGAUUUGGACUAAAAAUUAAACCACCACCACCAAUCAAAUACAUCGAGCCUCCCAAGGAUGAGUACAAGCCAAAAGAAAUUGUGUUUAGUUGUGACAAGCCACAUGGCUGGUUUGGUUUAUUCCCAUGGUCAUAAUCUCUUUUGAUCAACGUUUGUGUAUUUCAGUUCAACUAUCGUACAAUUCUUAUCUAUGUCUAAGUAAGAAAGCUUACAAACAUGUAAAAAGUAACAAAUGGGGAACUUGAGCCUGCAGUCAAAACUACAGUUGCUCCUACAUCAUCGGAAAGUUUAUUACCGCAUAAUGUGUUUCUACUGUGCUCUUGUUUGGCAGGUAUGACUGUAAAAGUUGAGAGGAAAAAUUUAGUGGGAUUCAAAGUUUAUUGUAAAACCAUAAAAAUGGACCGAUGAUUAUAUGCAUUUCCUCCUAAUUUUUUCUUUCUUUUAAUAUUAAAGAUUGUUUGAAUAUUUGAAU